Mus caroli (Ryukyu mouse) is the source of this 4828-nucleotide messenger RNA. Lineage: Eukaryota; Metazoa; Chordata; Mammalia; Rodentia; Muridae. The record is from RefSeq and is a predicted model, not a curated record.
CAGUGCGACCUUCCAAGCAUGGCGGGAGGCGGGGAUGGGGCGUGUCCUGCAGCGGAAUAAUUUAAAGGUGCCGCGUCUGAGGCAGCGGGGAGAAAACUAGGGGUGUUGGCCGAAGCUGGGUGGACCUGGUUGCAGCUCCUGAGUGGUCCGAGUUUCCAUCGACCGAGCAAAGGUGUCCCUUCGAGGACUGUUAGAGAGCUUCAGCUUUGUCCUGGAUUGAUUUGUCCUGAUUCCGGGUAACACCUCAGGGCCCUGCGAUCCCUCUAAAUUCCCAUGAAUAGUCUAAAGGCAUCAGAAAGAUCUCCAGCGUCCAAGAAGAGUCCCGGUAGCGUUCCUACCUUCCCCGGUAUCUUCCUGGAAGCUCCUAGACUCCUAAGUAGUUAUGUGUAUCUCCGGAUCUCAGUAACUUUCCAGUGCGUCGUUCCUCCUACCCUCCCCCAAUUCCGGCGUCCCUGGUUACACAUCCUGCAUCAUUCCACUAAUCCCAGGGAUGCUCCGCACCGCGAGACCCGCAGUACUCCCUCUAGACGCUCUCACCACAACCCGGGCGAAUGGAGGAGUCACUCCAGCCAAAGGACUGCAGGCUACAAGACCUGCUACCUAGUCCGAAACAAUCAAUGGAGGCCCCACUGCAAACCGGAAUGGUGCUGGGCGUGAUGAUCGGGGCCGGAGUGGCGGUGCUGGUCACCGCCGUGCUCAUCCUCUUGGUGGUGCGAAGGCUGCGGGUGCAGAAAACUCCAGCCCCGGAGGGUCCCCGGUAUCGGUUCCGGAAGCGGGACAAAGUGCUUUUCUAUGGCCGGAAGAUUAUGCGGAAGGUGUCACAGUCCACUUCUUCCCUGGUGGACACAUCAGUCUCCACCACUUCCCGGCCCCGCAUGAAGAAAAAACUGAAGAUGCUUAACAUUGCCAAGAAGAUCUUGCGUAUCCAAAAGGAGACUCCGACCCUACAACGGAAGGAGCCCCCACCUUCAGUGCUGGAGGCUGACCUCACAGAGGGAGACCUGGCCAAUUCCCACCUACCUUCUGAGGUACUCUACAUGCUUAAGAAUGUUCGGGUGCUGGGUCACUUUGAGAAGCCGCUCUUCCUUGAGCUCUGCCGGCACAUGGUCUUCCAGCGUCUUGGGCAGGGGGACUACGUUUUUCGGCCCGGUCAACCAGAUGCCAGCAUCUACGUGGUUCAAGAUGGGCUGCUGGAGCUCUGCCUACCAGGGCCUGAUGGGAAGGAGUGUGUGGUGAAGGAGGUGGUUCCCGGAGACAGCGUCAACAGCCUUCUGAGCAUCCUUGAUGUCAUCACCGGUCACCAGCAUCCCCAGCGGACUGUGUCAGCCAGGGCUGCACGGGACUCCACAGUGCUGAGACUCCCAGUAGAAGCCUUCUCCGCUGUCUUCACCAAGUACCCUGAGAGUUUGGUGCGAGUGGUACAGAUCAUCAUGGUGAGGCUGCAGAGAGUCACCUUCCUGGCGCUUCACAAUUACCUGGGUCUGACCAAUGAACUCUUCAGUCAUGAGAUCCAGCCCCUACGCCUUUUCCCCAGCCCUGGCCUCCCGACCCGAACCAGCCCUGUCCGUGGCUCUAAACGGGUAGUCAGCACCUCAGGUACCGAGGACACCUCAAAGGAGACCUCUGGCCGGCCCCUGGACUCCAUUGGAGCUCCUCUGCCUGGACCUGCAGGGGAUCCCGUGAAGCCCACAUCCUUAGAAGCCCCCCCAGCCCCGUUACUGAGCCGCUGCAUCUCCAUGCCAGUAGACAUCUCAGGCUUGCAAGGUGGCCCUCGUUCUGAUUUUGAUAUGGCCUAUGAGCGUGGACGGAUAUCUGUUUCUCUUCAAGAAGAGGCAUCUGGGGGACCUCAGACAGCAUCCCCUAGGACCCCCACUCAGGAGCUCCGGGAGCAGCCAGCGGGUGCCUGUGAAUAUAGCUACUGUGAGGAUGAGUCAGCCACAGGCGGAUGUCCCUUUGGGCCCUACCAGGGCCGCCAGACAAGCAGCAUCUUUGAGGCUGCGAAGAGAGAGCUAGCCAAGCUAAUGCGGAUUGAGGACCCCUCUCUACUGAACAGCAGAGUCUUGCUACAUCAUGCCAAAGCUGGCACCAUCAUAGCCCGCCAAGGGGACCAGGAUGUGAGCCUGCACUUUGUGCUCUGGGGCUGCCUGCACGUGUACCAGCGCAUGAUUGACAAGGCUGAGGAAGUGUGCCUAUUUGUGGCACAGCCAGGGGAGCUGGUGGGGCAACUGGCGGUGCUCACUGGGGAGCCCCUCAUCUUCACACUACGUGCCCAGAGAGACUGCACCUUCCUGAGGAUCUCCAAAUCCCACUUCUAUGAGAUCAUGCGUGCACAGCCCAGUGUGGUGCUGAGUGCAGCUCACACGGUGGCUGCUAGGAUGUCCCCCUUCGUGCGCCAGAUGGACUUUGCCAUUGACUGGACCGCUGUGGAAGCUGGUCGUGCGCUCUACAGGCAGGGAGACCGCUCCGACUGCACCUACAUUGUACUCAAUGGACGUCUCCGUAGUGUCAUCCAACGAGGCAGUGGCAAGAAGGAGCUAGUUGGGGAGUAUGGUCGAGGGGAUCUCAUUGGCGUGGUGGAGGCACUGACCCGGCAGCCACGAGCCACCACUGUGCAUGCUGUGCGAGACACCGAGUUGGCCAAGCUUCCCGAGGGCACCUUAGGCCACAUCAAACGUCGGUACCCACAGGUUGUGACCCGCCUUAUUCAUCUGCUAAGCCAGAAAAUUCUAGGCAAUCUGCAGCAGUUGCAAGGACCCUUUCCAGGCUCCGGGCUCAGUGUUCCACAGCACUCGGAGCUGACCAACCCAGCCAGCAAUCUGUCUACUGUAGCUAUCCUUCCUGUGUGCACUGAGGUGCCCAUGGUGGCCUUUACUCUGGAACUGCAGCAUGCUCUGCAAGCUAUUGGUCCCACGCUCCUCCUUAACAGUGACGUCAUCCGGGCACUCCUGGGGGCUUCAGCGCUGGAUAGCAUUCAAGAAUUCCGGCUGUCAGGGUGGUUGGCCCAGCAGGAAGAUGCCCAUCGCAUUGUGCUCUACCAAACUGACACAUCCCUGACUCCUUGGACCGUCCGUUGUCUGCGCCAGGCCGACUGCAUCCUCAUUGUGGGCCUGGGGGACCAGGAACCCACUGUUGGCCAGCUGGAGCAAAUGUUAGAGAACACUGCCGUCCGUGCCUUGAAGCAACUGGUUUUGCUGCACCGGGAGGAAGGCCCUGGCCCCACGCGCACUGUAGAGUGGCUCAACAUGCGCAGCUGGUGCUCAGGGCACCUGCACCUGCGUUGUCCUCGCCGCCUCUUCUCACGGCGCAGCCCAGCGAAACUUCAUGAGCUGUAUGAGAAGGUUUUCUCCAGGCGUGCAGACCGUCACAGCGACUUCUCCCGCUUGGCACGAGUACUCACGGGAAACACUAUUGCUCUGGUGCUGGGUGGGGGCGGAGCCAGAGGCUGCUCACAUAUUGGGGUGCUGAAGGCAUUAGAGGAGGCAGGGGUCCCAGUCGACCUUGUGGGAGGCACAUCCAUAGGUUCCUUCAUUGGGGCCUUGUAUGCCGAGGAACGCAGCGCCAGCCGAACUAAACAACGAGCCCGGGAGUGGGCCAAGAGCAUGACUUCUGUACUGGAGCCUGUAUUGGACCUCACAUAUCCUGUCACCUCCAUGUUUACUGGCUCAGCCUUUAACAGAAGUAUACACCGUGUCUUCCAGGAUAAGCAGAUUGAGGACCUGUGGCUGCCUUACUUCAAUGUGACCACAGACAUCACUGCCUCCGCCAUGCGUGUCCAUAAAGAUGGCUCCCUGUGGCGGUAUGUGCGUGCCAGCAUGACGCUCUCGGGCUACCUACCCCCGCUGUGCGACCCGAAGGAUGGGCACCUGCUCAUGGAUGGUGGCUACAUCAACAACCUGCCAGCGGAUAUCGCCAGAAGCAUGGGAGCCAAAACAGUCAUUGCCAUCGACGUUGGAAGCCAGGAUGAGACAGACCUCAGCACCUAUGGGGACAGCCUGUCUGGCUGGUGGUUGCUGUGGAAACGGCUAAACCCCUGGGCAGACAAGGUAAAGGUUCCAGACAUGGCUGAAAUUCAGUCCCGCUUGGCGUACGUGUCUUGUGUGCGGCAGCUAGAAGUCGUCAAGUCCAGCUCCUAUUGCGAGUACCUUCGUCCAUCCAUUGACUGCUUCAAGACCAUGGACUUUGGAAAGUUUGACCAGAUCUAUGAUGUGGGUUACCAGUAUGGGAAGGCUGUCUUUGGAGGCUGGACCCGUGGUGAAGUCAUUGAGAAAAUGCUCACAGACCGGAGAUCUACAGACCUUAAUGAGAGUCGCCGUGCAGAUAUACUUGCCUUCCCAAGUUCUGGCUUCACUGACUUGGCUGAGAUUGUGUCCCGGAUCGAGCCACCAACAAGCUAUGUCUCUGAUGGCUGUGCUGAUGGGGAGGAGUCGGAUUGCUUGACAGAGUAUGAGGAAGAUGCAGGACCAGACUGCUCAAGAGAUGAAGGGGGCUCCCCUGAGGGUGCCAGCCCUAGCACUGCCUCAGAGGUGGAAGAAGAGAAGUCCACUCUCCGGCAACGCCGCUUUCUGCCUCAGGAGACUCCCAGCUCAGUAGCAGAUGCCUGAGGAUCUUGACAGGGAACCCUGUUCCUAGACCGGGUUAUGGGUGAGCUUGUGGGGGAGCUCACACUAUUAUUCCCACUGCUGCUAUACUUCGACACUCCCUGGGCCCUUCCCCCUUGGCUCCAAGGACCACACACUGGACUGACUUGCCCUGUCCCUAAGGGGAGGGCAGAACUGCACUGAUAACUAUGUGACCUUCCCCCAAAUAAACUCUUGCCCCUUUUGAAGCA